GAAUUCAAAGACCAACGCAACUCACUGCAUUGGCAUUAGAAAAAAUUAUUGAUAAAGAAUGUAGAGCAAACAUGGAUAAGCUUUACUCCCACACGCGAACCACGUUCCUCACUACCCUUGUCCCAAUCCAAUCCCUCUCCUUCCGCAAUCACAAUCACAAUCACAAUCACAGUCUCAGACUCUUCUGUUCCUCUUCCAACCCCUCACGUCCGCCGCCGGUGGUUGUGGUGGGUUCCGCCAACGCCGACAUCUACGUCGAGAUCGAUCGGCUGCCGCGCGAUGGCGAGAUUCUCGUGGCGAGGUCCGGCCAGACGCUCGCUGGCGGGAAGGGUGCCAACCAGGCCACACAGGUCGGUGACGAGGCCUACGGGAGCCUCGUCACCGACGCGCUCCGCGGCGGCGGGGUUCGCCUCGACGGUCUCACGGUGGUUUCGUCCGCGCCUACGGGUCACGCGGUUGUGAUGCUCCAAUCCAACGGCCAGAACUCCAUCAUCUACAUCGGGGGUGCAAACUUGAGUUGUUGGCCCAGAGUACUGCCACGUCAGCAUUUGGACCUUGUGGCCCAAGCGGGCAUUGUUUUAUUACAGCGGGAGAUACCCGAUUAUGUCAACGCUCAAGUCGCACAG
Messenger RNA from Sphenostylis stenocarpa, 626 nucleotides. NCBI's taxonomy places the organism in Eukaryota, Viridiplantae, Streptophyta, Magnoliopsida, Fabales, Fabaceae. The record is from the annotation of a GenBank genome assembly.